UAACGCAUUUCUUUAUUAAAAUUAGUACGAGUACAUAUAUAAUAUUUAGAAAUACGUAGAGAAGCAGUUGGCUGCUCUAUAGCACAAAAAACCUAUCUAAAUACAUUACCAGGAGAACACACUAAAUAUAUGCACUAAGAUAUGCAGUUGCACGAAUAUAACAAUAAAUAGACCUCGUCUCAUCCCAAUAUGCAAAAAUCGAACCUAACAUGAAGAAAUCCCAAAAAGAAAAACCUAAAAAAAAAACUAAAGUCUCCCGCAUCGGAGAAAAUUUCAAGGAACCGAUAAGAAGCAAGAAAGAGGAGAAGCAAGAUACAAAGAAGCAUGAUACAAAACUGCGUAUGCCGGAAGUGACACAUCAUGCAAACUUUUUGGAAACUCCAGCUCAAAGAAUUUUUGCAGAAUUAGAUGGAAUUAGUAAGUAUCAGGAAAGAGAUAAAUUCAAGGAUAGAGGUCCAGCGAAUGAUGUGGAACGAUCGAUGACAGUAUCUGAGGAUAAAGUGGUAAAUACGUACAGGAGAGGUUUAGAUGUAAAUGACUUUGAGACAUUAUCUUUCUUUAACGCUUCUUCCUUUGCCGAUUUUUCUUUAAUGGAAGAAGUGGUAAAUAUCAUCAACGAACAAAAGAAGGAACAAAAAUUGUUAGUUCCAUACCAACCAUACGUUGCUUCACGGCAUCUCGAAUUUUGAUAUACAAAAUGAGGGUUAUUAGUCCCAAGGUCAAGAAAUUAGUGGAGGUUUUAUGAUAGCAGGAGAAGAAAUGGACGGGAAAAGAUCAAACAUCAGAUGAAGGUGGAAGAGGCGGCAAUGAAGAUUAAAUCUCUAGAAUCCGCAAUUAAGCUUCGAGAAAAAUUGAUUAAAUAUGCGGAAUCACAUGAUUUAAUACAAAAGUAUACGCAACUUAAUGUGGAUUUUGAAAAGAGAAUAGGG
Rhizophagus irregularis DAOM 181602=DAOM 197198 is the source of this 929-nucleotide messenger RNA. RefSeq lists its product as uncharacterized. The record is from RefSeq and is a predicted model, not a curated record. NCBI's taxonomy places the organism in Eukaryota, Fungi, Glomeromycota, Glomeromycetes, Glomerales, Glomeraceae.